AUGACCAUUGACAUGAAACUCCCGUUGCAAACCAGCAACAACGCCAAUAUCUCCACCACCGGAAAAACCAUCGAAGAAACCUACCAGAAAAAAACCCAGCUCGAGCACAUCCUUCUCCUACCCGACACCUACAUUGGCUCCAUUGAAAAACACUCACAAUCCCUUUGGGUCUAUGAGAACAAUGAAAUGGUCCAUCGCCCAAUUUCAUACGUGCCCGGCCUCUACAAGAUCUUCGACGAAAUCCUUGUCAAUGCGGCCGAUAACAAGCAGAGAGACACAUCAAUGGACUCCAUGAAGGUUGUGAUCGACGUUGAGCAGAAUUUUACAAGUGUUUAUAAUAAUGGUGAUGGGGUUCCGGUGGAGAUUCAUCAAGAAGAGAAGGUAUAUGUGCCGGAAUUGAUUUUUGGGCACUUGUUGACAAGUAGUAACUACAAUGAUUCGGAGAAGAAGACCAGCGGUGGGAGGAAUGGCUAUGGGGCGAAGCUUACGAAUAUUUUCUCCGCGGAGUUUGUGAUCGAGACCGUAGAUGGGAAGCGGCAGAAGAAGUACAAGCAGGUCAGUUUUGUAAAUGGAAUUGCAGCAAUCAAGGGCGGGAUUCAUGUUGAUUACAUUAUUAAUCAGAUAACGAAUCAUGUUAUGACUAUUGUAAAUAAGAAGAACAAAAAUGUCAACCUUAAAGCCCAUACAGUGAAGAACUAUUUAUGGGUAUUUGUCAAUGCUCUUACUGACAACCCAGCUUUUGAUUCUCAAACCAAGAAGACUUUGACACUUCGUCAGAGCAGGUUCGUGGCCAAGUCUGGUGUGGUGGAAAAUCUGCUCUCAUGGGCAGACUUUAAGCAGUGCAAGGACCUUAAGAAAACUGAUGGAACAAAGAGGCAGAGGAUCACUGGAAUUACUAAGCUAGAAGAUGCAAAUGAUGCUGGAGGGAAAAAUUCUGAUAAAUGUACUUUGAUCCUGACAGAAGGAGAUUCGGCCAAGGCUUUUGCGAUGGCUGGAAUUUCUGUCAUGGGUCAAAACUAUUAUGGUGUAUUUCCUUUGAGAGGUAAAUUGCUGAAUGUCUGGGAAGCAAACCAUAAACAGAUCAUGGAGAAUGCAGAAAUUCAAAACGUCAAACAGAUUCUUGGACUCCAGCAUGGAAAAGAGUAUGACAGUGUCAAGUCAUUGAGAUAUGGUCCCUUGAUGAUAAUGACUGAUCAGGGGUUGGGAACAAGCACAUCAAAAGAAGGAAAGGAAUACUUCAAUGAUCUUGGAAAGCACAAAAAAGAUUUUGUCUGGGUUGAUGAGCAAGAUGGUGAUGCAAUUCAGCUUGCCUUUAGUAAGAAGAAGAUUGAAGCAAGGAAGAGUUGGCUUAGAAAGUUUGAGCCUGGUACUUACCUUGAUCAGAAGGAGAAGCUAAUUAAGUACAGUGACUUUGUCAACAAGGAGCUUAUACUGUUUUCAAUGGCAGAUCUUCAGAGGUCAAUUCCGUCAAUGGUUGAUGGACUGAAACCAGGUCAAAGAAAAAUUCUUUUCUGUUCUUUCAAGAGGAACUUUGUGAAAGAAGCAAAAGUUGCCCAGUUCUCCGGUUAUGUGUCUGAGCACUCGGCUUACCAUCAUGGUGAGCAGAGUCUUGCCAGUACCAUUAUUGGCAUGGCUCAAGAUUUUGUUGGCAGCAACCACAUAAACCUUCUUCAACCAAAUGGUCAAUUUGGCACCCGUCACCAGGACGAUGACAUCCUUCUUGACUACCUGAAUGAGGACGGGCAAUCUAUUGAACCUACUUGGUAUAUGCCAAUUAUACCAAUGGUCCUAGUCAAUGGAAGUGAAGGAAUAGGGACAGGAUGGGAGUUCAUAAAUCCCAAAUUAUAA
Messenger RNA from Ilex paraguariensis (yerba mate), 1848 nucleotides. The record is from the annotation of a GenBank genome assembly. Lineage: Eukaryota; Viridiplantae; Streptophyta; Magnoliopsida; Aquifoliales; Aquifoliaceae.